AUGAGUCAUACAUGAUGAUGAUAAUGACAUGCUUCUUUUUCAGCCUUUGUGAGAUGUGUUAUUUACACUGAAUGUGCUUUGCUGCUGUCCGAGUCAGAGAAUCUAACUGAGUCUUCUGUUCCACAAGCUCCUGUACAACAGUCCAAUGAUGAGGUCUGUGCUGUGGUAUUUGGUAUCAGUGCUGGCAUUUUGCACCACAAGCCUAGUUUGUGCUUUUGGGAUCAGCGCCAACAAGACUUCCUAUGAUGCACACAAAGGAUCGAGCGUCAUUCUUGACUGCAAUUACACACGUCCCUCUGGCUUCUUAAACUGCAUGAAAGCUGAUUGGACAUUUAAAUCUCCAAAUGAAGGCGUCAAGUGGGCUUUAUGGCUGGAUGACGGUCAAAUGCAUGUUGAGUACAAACCUUUCAAGGACAGGGUUAAGUUCACUUCCCCCAACCCUUGUGAUGGAGAUGUUUCCAUAACGAUCAACGACCUGCGUAUGUCAGACACGGGGAAGUACGCGUGCAAGUUUAAAAAGGAUGGUCGAUAUUUGUGGAAAAACAUGACCCUGACAGUCAUGGAGGAGCUGAGCACACCGGUAUGUGCCGUGCAAGGAGAGCCUGUGGUAGGUAAGGACGUGAGUCUCCAAUGCACAUCCUCACAAGGCACACCCCCGCUGAAGUACAGCUGGACUAAGACGUGUGGAAACCUGAUGUUACCUCCUAACUCCAACGGGGACACCUCAGGAGGGACCUUGUUGGUCAACAGGCUCUCAGAGGAUGACUGUGGAAGUUAUCUCUGCACGGUGGAAAGUCUGGAUGAUACCAAACACUGUGAGAUCCUACUUGAGUGUCCAUUGUCACCUCCGACCACAAGCAAUGUAACCAAACACAAUCAGGUCCUACUAAUGAGUCCACGGUCUCCAUCAGUGACGAGCAAUGGAAAUCAAGUUGUCAUAGCAGCGACAGUGACUAUUGCUGUACUUUCGCUGGCCAGUGUCUUCGCUCUCACAGUCAUUUGGGUCUUGCGCAAAAGAUAUCGUGGUCAACUUAUUAUCAAUUAAAAAUGACUAGUGGCAUCCCCUCUUCCUAGUGGUCUUAUUGUGUACUAAUUAGUACAAUACAACUUUAAAAAACAUUGCGUGUGCUGCGUUGAUAGUUUCGUAGCACAGCACACACAAAGAUCGUAACUGCUCAAUGCCUGAUGUUUUGUCUUUGUGUUGGGUCAAAAAUAUAUUUAAAAGAUUAAGAAAAUAUUUGUGUGUACCAGCCUCAAGGUAGAUUAGGGUUGUCAAAUGUACGGCCCGAGAACAGGUUUCAUCCGGCCCGUGAGAUGAGUUUGCAAAGUAAAAAAAAAAAGAGCUGUAAUGUUUGAAUGAAAGAAACUGCUGUUCUUAAUGUGUCCACUAGAUGUUGCAAUAGCAAUUAUUUGUACCUUUGUAUGCCCUGCCGUGAGAUCGCGCAUGACCUCAUGAUGAUUUUUAGUGAUCGUAUACAAAAUUUUGUUUGAUUGUUAGGUUCAUGCCUUGAUUGUCAGGUUCAUGCCUUGAUUGUCAAAGAUGAUGUUGGCAAUGUCAC
Nerophis lumbriciformis (worm pipefish) is the source of this 1559-nucleotide messenger RNA. The record is from RefSeq and is a predicted model, not a curated record. NCBI's taxonomy places the organism in Eukaryota, Metazoa, Chordata, Actinopteri, Syngnathiformes, Syngnathidae.